AUGAAAACAAAGAUGUCGUGUCGACAAUCGCUAAAAUUGUUGAAAUUGUGCAACUCCUUCCCAAAGUUUGGUUUUAUCCAAAGAAAUGCAUCAAUUUUAACAUUCCCCAUACUCAGAAAUGUGCCUCGACAGUCUGUGUACCGUGCUUCAAUUAGUGCAAUUCCGGUGAGAUUUAAAUACAGUGCAAAGGACAAAGAUUCCAGCAGAAAAGAUGAGGACUCUGACAGCGAUUCUGAUGAAUUCGAGGAUGUCAAGGAGAAAGGCACUAACCUAAUUAAGUGCUCUGUUACCUCACUGCGAGCCGAUUUAAUCAUAAAAACUGGAUUAGGAUUAGCUAGAAACAAAGUUGAAGUGAAAUUUUACGAGGGAAAGGUCCGGGUGAAUGGGAAGAAAAUCCCCAAGAAGAGUUUUCACGUCAACAUUGGAGAUGAAAUAGAUUUAGUGAAAAGUGUUAGUCCAACGAAUCCCGAUCAUUUGAUAAUUGGGAGGGUUGAGAUUGUGUCUGCUACACCCAAGGAGGAUAGUAUCUCCGUGCUCCUGAGACGCUACAAGACGCUAAUCAUUGAGAACUAUGAGGAGAGGAAUGCUUACAAGGAAUCUGAAGGUUAAUACUGCCUUUCUAUUUUGUAGUUAAAAUAAUAUGAGAAAGUUCUUGGUA
Molecule: messenger RNA, 658 nt
Organism: Phlebotomus papatasi
Lineage: Eukaryota; Metazoa; Arthropoda; Insecta; Diptera; Psychodidae
Product: mitochondrial transcription rescue factor 1
Exons: 3
Coding region: 1-609 (202 amino acids)
Source: RefSeq, a predicted model, not a curated record